UUACAGCAUCGACCUUUGAAAAAACCCACUCAUAUCUAUAGACAACGUUCAUGGCAAAAGGGAGAUCAACAAACAGUCCCAUCUAUUUUAAAUACCUGCUUGUUUGCAUUUCAACAUGAGAAGAAUUCUUUGUAUUAUCUUGUGUGCUAUUCAUUUGCCUAUUUUAACUUAUGCCUCUGUCCAGUAUGUGCCACUGGGCAACAAAGUAACAUUACCAUGUGACGUUUAUGGUGACCAAAGAACCUUGAAGUGGUUGCACAGAAACAAAGACAAUGAGUUAAACACUAUUUUUUCUAUAAUUUCGGGCUACACUUUCCAUAACAAACUUCUGUCAGUCAGAAAAAAAAUUACCAGGAACCUUUCUUUAGAAAUCAGUCCUUUCACUGAGAUGGACACGGGGACAUAUGUUUGCCAAGUGUGCAUACUUAAAAAUAAAUGCACUGAUGGCAAACCAGUAAACUUAUUACCCCAGUUUGCAUUAAAGGCAAUGUUUAUUAUAGAAGGUGAUCAAUUCAGUUAUAGCUGCCGCUACAAUUUAAACCCAAAAGCGGACUGGAGAUUUGAAGCUCUUGGAGAAAACAUUACCAUUUCUGUAAACCACAAAUGGACAAAUGAAGGUGUAUUGUUCAUUCCGGAUGUUCAUCCAGCUAAUGCAGGCAAAUACAGCUACUGGGGAGAAACAUCAACUGGACAGCAAAGAAUGUGUUCUGUGUCUCUGUGUGUACUUACAGUCAGAGCCAUAAAUCUGACUGAUUCUCCACAGAAUUGUACCCUGUACUGUGAUGUAGAUGUGGAUGCAGAUGAAGAUGACUUGGCAGAUGUAUUAGCAGAUAAAUGGAAUAUCUCAAUUACUGGGAGAGUAAACAAGCCAAGGAGUUUUUUGAGCUGUAGGCUGCUGAGAAAUGUGUUAGAGACAAACAAAUUCAGCCUUGUAGAUGUCACUGCCACUCCUCACUCCUAUGCUAGUCCAUCUGAUGCUAUUCCAUCCAGUACAGCAGACAGACGGUACAGCAGCCGUCCCCCAGUAGCUGUAUUAAUAAGCAUGUCUGCUCUUUUUUUCAUCAUCAUCGCUCUUGUAAUAUUUUUAUUUGUUUUACGACAAAGGGCAGACAGAGGCUCUAGAGGUGCACACAGACAUUCAGAGAUAUACAUAAGUCUCAAGGACAAAAGCAACUAUUCGGGCAAAGUGAAGCUGUUGGAGGUGGUUUAG
Molecule: messenger RNA, 1210 nt
Organism: Silurus meridionalis
Lineage: Eukaryota; Metazoa; Chordata; Actinopteri; Siluriformes; Siluridae
Exons: 8
Coding region: 116-1210 (364 amino acids)
Source: RefSeq, a predicted model, not a curated record